Molecule: messenger RNA, 5850 nt
Organism: Anneissia japonica
Lineage: Eukaryota; Metazoa; Echinodermata; Crinoidea; Comatulida; Comatulidae
Product: follistatin-related protein 5-like
Exons: 12
Coding region: 366-2789 (807 amino acids)
Biological process (GO): homophilic cell-cell adhesion; dendrite self-avoidance; axon guidance
Cellular component (GO): axon; plasma membrane
Molecular function (GO): cell-cell adhesion mediator activity
Source: RefSeq, a predicted model, not a curated record
GGGUUGCGGCACAAUGGGCCCAAUGGGGUGAAUCGUGUAAUUCUAAGUGGAAAAGAAACUACAGCUUUGUGAGCCACAGUCUGUGUAAUAACUCCCUGGUGUAAUCAAACCAAACCGAUAGGUAAAGCUACGACGACAACCAAACAAUAAUCGAUCUGGCUGCGCUAAAGAUUGAAUCGAUUCGCGUAGGCCUAUUUAGUAUUUUGUGAUUUAUCAACAUAUUCGGGGCGAACCAUUAAGCAGGCACUUUACUGUACUCCAUUGAUGAUACAUAUUCUAAUUAAUUGUAUGGACAAAGUAACGUUACGGUAGUAUCUGAAGAUCUUCGGUCUAAAGUGAAGAACUCAUCGAAAAGCAGAAACACCAUGCAUCUGUAUUCAUUUUGUUUGAUUAGCUUGAUGUUAUUAGCAGUAUCCACUGAAGCCAGACGCUUUCAUGGGAGUCACGCACGUAAACAUCAUAGUGUUCUCAAGGGAGCAGAUGAUUGUCGUAGGGUGACCUGCCCUCAAGGUUCAACGUGUACCAUAGAUGAGUCCGGGUUACCAGAAUGUACAUGCGUUACGAUAUGUCCGGUCCACUUGAAUCCUACAUGUGGCUCGGACAAUCGAUGGUAUGAGAAUCAUUGCGACUUGCACCAAACAGCUUGUGUAACCGAUAGUAAAAUUUCGGUUCAUCACAAUAAUGAAUGUUUUAAUAGAGGUGUUACGUGUUCUGGUAUUAACAAGCAGACGUUUAAAAGUCGCGUUCUUGAGCAUUAUACGACGCAAUUUAAACAUCCCCAGCACAUAGAUACGACUAUUAGUGAUUACAAAGUUUCUAAAACGUUUUUACUGGGUCUAAUAUUUAAUCAUUACGAUCUGGAUCAAGAUGACGUCAUAAGUAAAAAUGAAGUAUUAGUUUCUAUGACGAGGGAUGAACUGUUGCCGAUCUCAACACAUUGUACGAUGGCCGAUGUAUUGGCAGAGCAUGAAUCAGACGGUGAUGGGAAGUGGUCUACUGCCGAAUUCUUCGAAGCAUUCGGAGUCGGUGGAUAUGAACUUGAUGAGAGUCUUCGAACCAAGGUAACCAUAACCACUGCUGGAGAAAGACUAGUAUUAGGAUGUGAUAUUCGCGGAGAUUCAACACCAGACGUUGUGUGGACGCGAAAUGGUAUAGCACUUGAUCAACUUAAAUUCAUUGAUGGAAUUCAGAUUUAUGGAGAUGGCAAUUUGUAUUUCACGCCUGUAACUACAAUGCAUGCUGGAAAUUAUACGUGCAGCAUUCGUGGCCGUAUAUUACCGACGCAAACAUACACAGUACGCGUAAAAGUUCCACCAACGGUUCGUGUCUGCCCGGAAAACCAGCUGGUUGCAACUGGAACGACGGCUAAGUUCUAUUGCAAUGCUUGGGGAGUACCACAACCUACGAUCUCUUGGCAGCGAAAUGGACUAAGACUAAAGGAAAAUGAAGUUGCAGCACUAAACAACAGGACGUUAACGAUCAAAGACAGUAAAACUGAGAAUUCUGGUAGAUUUAUCUGCAGCGCUAGGAAUGAUAUUGGUAUAGAAGAAGUUAACGCAGUACUCGUAGAAGAAGAAGCAAUAUUAUCACAUGAUCCCCUUCGAAGCCUAUUCUAUGUUUUUCACAAGAAUGGUAUAAUGUCUAUUGACCCGGUCACGUGUGAGGGUCACCUUAGAAAGCUGUCAAAUGAUAUGAUACCAAAUACGAACGAGAAACUUUGCAACGUCUUCAACAAGACUGGGCAAUUAAGAUGCGUAUGGGGAGGCGCUGUUGAAGUUCAAAAUCGUUUUAUAUACGCUACACAGCCAAUGGAGAACAGGAUAGUGGUGGUUGCUAUAGGGAACGAACAGAUAGUUGAGUACAUCAAGACGGAGACAAAACCUGUUUCGUUACAGUACGUGGCACAUUUAGACCAAGUUUGGUUUGUAAGCUGGGGAAAGAAAGACCAACCGAGCAUGCGCAUUGUCCAAGUCAUACCAGAAGCGAGUAAGUUCCAAGCCCAUCAUCCUAUCCACAUGGAACCAACCAAACACCAUUACGACAGCAUUCAAAGCCUUUAUAUUCCGCCCAAGCAAAUUCCCGGGCAAGGAUUUUUCGAAUAUGGAUUUGCUCAUCACGACAAGGAAUUGGGCUUAGAUAAAAUUGACCUGAAAUCUAUGAAGAAAGUUAGUACUUUAGAACUUGUGAGUCACGGAUGCGUACCACACGCACUCGCGUACGUAUCGUUCGGGGGAUAUCUUGUCGUAAGUUGCGGGAAUUCAAACACUGGAAAACAGUUAAUUAUAGAUUACAUUACUGAAAAAGUUGUCGAAGUAAAUGAACAUAUUAAAGGUGUGCCUAAGAUAUCACCGAAUGGAGAAUUCCUCGUUAGUAUUGAUUAUAAUGAAGGCGCUAUUUUUGUUCAAACUAUCUCUGAACUGGGCAAGGUUGAACAGCAUUUUGAAAUUCGUGCAAAUAUCAUUAUCAGUGAUGUUGCAUUUUUUCCAUCUGUCACACGUGACUCGUACGAUAUGCUUUUAACUCCAAGGGAAGAUAAUGAAGCUCUAUUUGUUAACUUGAAAACAGGGGCUUUGAAAGUCAUAACUGUUAACGGACAACCAAUAAAUCCAGAUGAUUGGCCCCCGAACGAGCAUAAUCGACAUGUGGUCAGUGACGGUCUACUAGAUGGUUACCUAGCAACUCCUAUGAGAGAAAGUUUACUUAUUUUUGAUACAAGAUCACAAAAAGUUCAUUGUGAUGUUGGGGAAAUAAAAUAUGGUAAUGUCAUUCAACCAGUAAGUUUCUGCUAGAAUUGCUCAAUAUUUUUUGGACAUCAGGAAUAUUUUAUCAGCCUGUCUGUACUUAAAAAAUGCUUUGCAAAAAUUGUAAAUAUAAUAGCCUACGAAAUUCAAACCUUAGUGUUAAAUAUUGCCGGCAAUACGAGGCACGCAGUAGGGCAGUAGGCCUGCAGGCCUAAACCAAAAAGACGCUCCAAAGCACCACUAGACCAUUACAAGAUAUUUUAUCCUCCUGUGGUUAUUAGACUUACUUUCCAAAAACAAAUAAAUUCAGGUUAGGUUUUCAUAAUGUUUCAAUUAUUUAGUUUUCGAAAUCUCUCUUUACAGUAUUUUUAUGGGCACGCAUAAUUCGUCGGGUUCGAAUGGCGUGUAAAAAUGUUAUGUACAUAAAUUACACAUCUUUGAAGUAAAAGGAACUAAGUCGAUGAAUUGUAUGUACGUUCAAUUUCAAAAACUGCUUGUUUACUUAUAUGACUUAUGCAACGUAAAACUGUACCGUAUGUAUUUAUGUAAAAUAUAUUUUGUUAUUCAUUCAAUUUAUUGCUGACGAUUAUAUUUUUUCGUAAUUUUUUUUUAAGGUUUAGCUUUACGCAAUAUUUUUGUAUAUAAUGAUGUAUUAACUAUUAUGAUGCGUUUAAUAAUAUGGAAUAACCAAAAGAACCAGUUGAAGUUUCAAUAUAUAAAUAUCAGUGUAGUAGCCUAGAAUUAGGUAGCGCGCAUUUUAAGCCUUGUUUCCAUAGAAUCGCUACACAGUCGCUACAACGUUUUCACUGCAACGCGUAGCUGUCCCCAACGCAAUCGGGAACGCGCCCUGAUCCAAUUGACCAAUCAGCGUCGCCAAAGGAGUCGGCGAUAGCGUGUAGCGAUUUUUUUAAAAAUGGAAAUCAGGCUUAAUUAAUAUUUCAUAAUAUUGAUAAAUGAGGCCUACGUAUACAACAUUCCCUACAUUAUUUCUCGGUAUAUUAUUUUAACAGUGCCUUUUGUUAUCACUUUGAAGUAUAUUAUUAAUCUGAAAGAUAAUGCGUUUAAUUAACAUUAACUUCGUCAGAAUCAAACAGUAGAAUGCAUUUUAUUAUUAUUAUUCAUUAUUAUUAUAAUUAUUAUUUUAAUAUAUUUAUUAUUAUUAUUAUUAUAAGUGUUAUAUCACCACUACUUUUAUACUUGGAAGAUAUCAAAGAUGUGAACAGAAUGCAUUUACUAUUUGUAAUAAUGAUCAAACUUUAAUUUUAAAGAACUUAAGGCGCAUUCACACCGAAUUUUCGGAUCAGUAUGCAAGAAUAGAGACGUUGGCGCUCAGUGCAUUGGAAACGCGGUCUGAAUCCAAUGUGAAUGCAGGUUUAAUUCAAGAUUCGUAUACUCCCACCAGAUUUUUAAUAUUUUAAAACAUUAAGUACACUGACGUCAAUAUAUAAUCUAUUUAACCGAUACUAUUUGAGAAUCGGCGUUCCUCAUUUUGAUACUGUAUAUAUAGAUCCUAAAACUUGGCAAAUUAAUUUAAUCUUUGGUGCUAAAAUUGCCAUAACGAUGAAAUAAAGCUAAGUGAUCGAUUGGAAUGUAUGAUUUUGAUAACGUAUAAGAUAUAGUGAUUAAUCCAGGGGGACAUAACCUAAUGCACCUUUCCGCUAAGCCCCGCCCCUUGGAUAUUGUUGCUAAGGUCCCCCAAAACGGCAGUGUAAAAAAACAUACGCAAAUACAUGCGUUUGUGGGACAACACGCGCGUAUUCCUGACCCUUUCUGAUUGGUCAGUUGUUAAGUUUGAUUGACACUCUGGAAAGGUCAGUUUAAUGGACCUAUCCGCUAAGGUCCCAAAAAAAGACCAUAAAGGUAGGCCUAUGUAAAUAUGUGUUUUGUGAAACAAACGCGAACUCUAGCUGAUCGAUCAGUGUACGAUGUCUAAAUUUAGUAAUGCAAUAGUCGCACUUUAGAGACUAAUUCAGAGGUUUAUUAACACAAGCACCUAAAGAAGUACUGUGUAGACGGAAAGGGUGUUAGUAUUUUACCUAAUUUCAAAACAGCUUAUUUUGCAUUAUUUAUUGUAGUAGUAUGGCUCACCUUAUCAUUAUUUGUCUAAAAUUAGAAAUUAAUAGAAACGUAGCCAGUAUGUCGAACGUGAAAGUUGAAAGUAAACUGGCACAUGAUCGUAACAACAAGCAUUUAUACGCAAAAUAAACACAUAUUAACAUUAGGCAAUUCAACGAAACAAUAAUUAAUAGGGCCUACAAGAGAAUACGAUGAAGAUGAACAUAUAUGAGAACCAAUGAAUUUUGGGAAACUAAUAAUUCCCAAUUAAUAGGCCUAAAAUAAUAUACGAUAAAAUGUUCAAUUAGCCUGGCACAGGUGUAGAUUGUAUGCUUGUAAUAAAUUGUAUAUUCAUGGUAGUAUGUGGUAGAAUGGUUUAAUCAAUUAUACCUCAAGUAUCACCAAAAGAAUCUGAACUAGUCUUGUUUCAGACGUUUUCAAGAAAAUCUGAACUAGUCUUUUUUCAGUCGUUUUCAAGAGCAUCUGAACUACUGUAGUCUUGUUUCAGACGUUUUCAAUAGAAUACAUGGAGGUAUUAUAGUAAUACUAAGUAAUACUAUAAUACCUCCAUGGAGAAUCUGAACUAGUCUUGUUGUAGACGUUUUCACAGAUUUAUCUGCACUACACUAGUCUUGUUUCAGACGUUUCCAAAGGAAUCUGAACUAGUCUUGUUUCAGACGUCUUUAAUAGAAUACAUGGAGGUAUUAUGGUAAUAAUAUACAGUAAUACCUCCAUGUAGAAUCUAACUCGUCUUGUUUUAGACGUUUUCAAGAUGGUUCGAACAUGCAGGUAGAAUAUCACAUGAUUUAUAUCUCCAUGGUUACAGAUUAGGUUCGAUAUUCUUUGAAAAAUAAACUUUUCAAUAGUUUGUUCGUAUAGCUGUAUUAAUUUAAUUUUAAAAUUUAGUGGUAAAGUAUGAAGUGCGAUAUCCCAAACAGAUGGACACUUUCAAACAAAUAAAAAAAUCUAAGCUAUACUUAAGUAUGUUAUAAUGGCUGUUUUGUACUCUUAAGAAAAAAACGAAUAAAUAUGAUUGUUUCACGCGUAACCAUUA